This is a messenger RNA of Phialemonium atrogriseum, 1001 nucleotides long. RefSeq lists its product as uncharacterized. The record is from RefSeq and is a predicted model, not a curated record. The coding region runs from base 195 to 749 and encodes 184 amino acids. The transcript is spliced from 2 exons. Lineage: Eukaryota; Fungi; Ascomycota; Sordariomycetes; Cephalothecales; Cephalothecaceae.
CGAGAGUCUUGUUCUCUAUCCACUCAUCCACUCGCUCAACACUUAACUCAGUCCCUCGUUCUUGACUAUAAAGGUCACAAGAUUGCUCCGGACAGAGAUCCAGAACAACCCACUCGCAUCUUCAGUGAAACCGUUCCCCAAGUGUCUUUUGAUCCAGUCAUUAUACACACCCAACACCACCACCAUUGCCCAAGAUGAGCGCCGCCGUCACACUUACCUCCUCCUUCCUGGAGUGCACGCCGCUUCCCACAACGACAGUCACUAAUACGGUGACUUCGACCUUCACAACCACGUACUGUGUCACCCUGCCUGCCGCUUGCCCGACCAGCGAAUGGAUAGCCACCUACACGCUCCUUGAGAUAUGCACCGGUGAAAGGGACCACUGGACCCCGCCCGCCAUCCCCCCCAACUUCGGCACCACCACUGUCUUCUGCGACGUCUGCCACGAGAAGACCCAGGUCAUCACCUGCCCCAACGCCGCCGCCCCCACGGGCCCCACCGUCAUCGGCGGCGACGGCAUCACCGUCACCGCCCCAGACCACCCCGGCUUCCCGCAGCCCACCCAGAACCCCGCUCCAGGCCCGCCCGGAAACUUCGUCCCGCCGCCACAGGAGACCGGCGCGGCAAACCCGGACAACGGAGGCGAUGAUUCGCCCGUCGUCACUGCUGGCUCGCCGCCGUCGCUCAAGAAGGGCCUCGCCCUCAUGGCUGGCCUCGCGCUCGCGGUGGGACAGUUCUUGGUCCUCUAGAUGGGAUGUUGUUUACGGGGUUGUCUUUUGUUUCUCUUGAUUAGUCGCUUUGUAGUUUGUACAGAGUCUGAUCACCAUUCAUGAGGAGGGGGCGAGAUGCUGUUUGUUCCAUUCAAGAUUGGAGGUGUUUUCUUUCCAUUCUUGGGGGGGUGGUUUUCGGGGGGCGGUAAUCACCGCUGGAGCUUCAGAUUGGAUUUCUCUUCGUAAUCAUAAUAAUAAUCGAGUGGUUCUAAAUCUCGAGUUUCCACAUCG